Colletotrichum paranaense is the source of this 1551-nucleotide messenger RNA. RefSeq lists its product as uncharacterized. Lineage: Eukaryota; Fungi; Ascomycota; Sordariomycetes; Glomerellales; Glomerellaceae. Gene Ontology annotation, molecular function: oxidoreductase activity. The record is from RefSeq and is a predicted model, not a curated record. The transcript has a single exon. The coding region runs from base 1 to 1551 and encodes 516 amino acids.
AUGGGCGGAACAAUCACAAGAAAGAACAUCCGCACAUUGUCUACAAAGGAGCUCGACGACCUCGUCAGGGCAUUCCACGGCAUCCAACAGCUUCCCCCUCAUGAUCCCAACUCCUUCUUCAUCAUUGCCGGUUACCAUGGCGAGCCUUUCAGGGGUGCUGGAUACGCCAAUCCUGCUUGGUGGGGUGGUUACUGCAACCACGGCAAUGUCCUCUUCCCAACUUGGCACCGCGGCUACCUCCUGAGGCUCGAGAAAGCUCUCCAGAGCCAGGUCCCCGGUGUAGCUCUGCCCUACUGGGAUGAGACCGAAAAGGAGUCCCUAGAGCACGGCAUUCCUCCCAUCUUCCUGCAGAGAAAGUACAAGUUCUCCGACACUGGCAAGGAGAUCUCCAAUCCACUGUUCUCGUACACGUUCCAGGCCAGAAUCCAGGAUAGGCUCGAUCCUAUCCCGGAUGCCGACUACACCAAGCCUGUGGGCUAUGAGACCGUCCGCUACCCAUUCUCGGGGCUUGUGGGCCCGAAGGACAAGAGCAAGACCUGGGUUCACAACAAUUCGCUGCAUGAAAUGGGAGAGAAGGCCACGAACAAGAUGCUCAAUGACAACAUUACCACCUGGCUCACCAAGUCUUCUUUCUUGAACAGCGACGGGAAAAGGCAAUCUGCCGGAGUCAAGGAUAAGUAUUACCACUGCCUCGACGCUCCCAAUUACACUGUAUUCUCCAAUACGACUUCCGCGCAGCAAUGGAAUGACGAGGGCCUUCAAGAGCCCGGGUUCAAGUCCGUCGUACCACUCGAAUCCCCGCACAACUUGAUUCACUUGGCCGUCGGCGGUUUCGACCUACCUGGCAGCAACUCUGACCAGAUCGGCGACGCAAACGGCGACAUGGGCGAGAACGACACGGCCGCCUUUGACCCAAUCUUCUACUUCCACCACUGCUUCAUCGACCUCAUGUUCUGGCGGUGGCAGAAGAAGCACAACAAGGAGCACUCACUCGAAAUCAUCCAGGGCUACCCCGGCACCAACUCCGUCGACAAUCAGGGCCCAACGCCCGGCGUGGCGGGCGGCACCUGGCUCACCCUCGACAGCCCCCUCGACCCAUUCAGGAACCCUCACGGCGCGGACAAGGCAAUGACGUCCAAAGACGUGGUCAAUAUUGCCGAGCUGGGCUACGCAUACGACUACCCCGAACCCCCGACGCGGGUCGGCGAGCCUCAUGGUCCGAGUCCCGUGUUGACCGUCAGCGGCAUCAACCGCGCCGCCAUCGGGGGUUCCUUUGUCGUUUCCGCCUGGGCCACGUUGAAGAGCGGAGAAAAGGUGCUGGUCGGGACGGAGGCCGUGCUCAGUCGUUGGCACGUAUCUGGGUGCAAGAAUUGCCAGAACCAUUUGGAGGUCAGAACACAUAUACCGGUUGAAGGCUGGACGAAGAAGGAUACGGACAAGAUGGACUUUGAAAUUGGACUGCAUACCCGUAAUUUGAGCGGUGUCCCCAAGGACGGGCGUGGCGAAGGGGUUCAGAAGCCGAGAUUCAGCCUUGAGACUGAUCAUUUGUAG